Molecule: messenger RNA, 523 nt
Organism: Hylaeus anthracinus
Lineage: Eukaryota; Metazoa; Arthropoda; Insecta; Hymenoptera; Colletidae
Gene: RpS26
Product: 40S ribosomal protein S26
Exons: 3
Coding region: 134-478 (114 amino acids)
Biological process (GO): translation
Cellular component (GO): cytosolic small ribosomal subunit; ribosome
Molecular function (GO): mRNA binding; structural constituent of ribosome
Source: RefSeq, a predicted model, not a curated record
GUACAUGUGUUAAUACAAUUUGAAAUUGAAUACUAACAUCGUGCAUAAACGGAAGUAAACUGAUUUGAUUCACCAACUUUGAUGUACUGCCAUUAAACGUAUCCGAUCCUUCUUCUGUAACUAACGAGACAAAAUGACCUGCAAACGCAGAAACGGUGGACGUGCCAAGCAUGGCCGUGGCCAUGUAAAUCCUGUUCGUUGUACAAAUUGUGCGCGUUGUGUACCGAAAGAUAAAGCGAUUAAGAAAUUUGUUAUUCGCAACAUUGUGGAAGCAGCUGCUGUUAGAGACAUAACAGAGGCAAGCUUUUAUUCUGCCUAUCAGCUUCCCAAAUUAUAUGCGAAGUUGCAUUAUUGCGUUUCUUGCGCUAUUCACUCUAAAGUGGUACGCAAUAGAUCUAAAGCAAAUCGUCGCAUUAGAACUCCACCAGUCCGCAAUUUCCCAAGGGAUUUGCGUCAAGGACAGCAAAACAGAAAAUAAUUGUGCUAUGUAAAUUUUAAGUAAAAAUAAAAAAAUUAAAAUCGA